AUGGCUCCGCCCACCACAGAUCCAAAACAGAUCUCCAAGCCCCCAGCUCAUAAGCUUGUUUGCGCAUCCUCCCCAACAGACCUGUUAUCGGCGGCCACCUCCCAUACCCGUUCGCCGCCGGUCGGCACCACCCUUGCCGGCCCUCCUCCCGGCUCUGGUUCCGGCGCCCACCACCCUCAGCCGGGUGAAGACCGCCCCAUGGUAACUUCUAGCGCGGGCCUGUUGCCCGAUCCGCCGGCUACCAUCGCGCCAGCAACUGGCCACCCCGGUCAGGCCACUGCAAAGUCCGGACCUAUGCACACUUCCGGCAAGGACACAUCCACCUCGCACUCAGCCCAGAUUUUCGGUCACGGGCCUCCCCCUACAACUGCCGCGUCACCGGUGCCAAAGGACAUUCUUUUACGAGUUCUUGGUGAAGAUCGAGUUACCAAUUUUGUAAUUCAAGAAAUCAUCAGCAUUAUUGUGGCUGAUUAUGUGAAGAAGGAAAAUCUAACCGUCAAGGACAACACGAUAUUCACCAUCCAGACUGCAGAAGAACUAAAAUCAGCGUUUACCCCUGGAAGUGAGUUUGGGUUUAAUGUCACAAUGGAGCUUGAAAAAUCGAGUGUCGAGUCCAGCUAA
Molecule: messenger RNA, 621 nt
Organism: Striga hermonthica
Lineage: Eukaryota; Viridiplantae; Streptophyta; Magnoliopsida; Lamiales; Orobanchaceae
Source: the annotation of a GenBank genome assembly